CCCCUUACGUCAAUCUAUUUUCUCGGUAACAGCAAUAAUGGAAAACACAUACCCGAAAGCAUUAACAAUACACUGGGUCUCAACCACCGACUCGCCCGAGUUCACCCUCCUGAAUUGGGCACUGACCCACUCUUCACUCGUCGCACUCGACGCAGAAUGGAAGCCAGUUCGCACCCAAACCACCCAACCAACCGACUCCAACCAGGACCGCACUUUCCCGACCGUAUCUCUCCUCCAACUCGCUUGCCGACUCGUUCAAUUUCCACCCGAUUCGUCCGGGUUGACUCAGUUGAACCACCAGGAUGACUCGGUCGUGUUUCUCGUUGACUUGCAAUCAUUGCCUUUUGGUUCAAUUUAUGAGGAAUUGAAGCAGAUGUUUGUUGAUCAAAAUGUUUUGAAAUUGGGGUUUCGGUUUAAGCAGGAUUUGGUCUACUUGUCUUCUACGUUUUGUUCGAAUGGGUUUGAACCUGGGUUUGAUUUGGUUGAACCAUUUAUCGACAUUUCUAGCAUAUAUCAUAACUUACAAAAAAGGCAAAUGGGAAGAAAGAUAGGAAAGAAUAGCAAGAGUUUGGCAGCCAUUUGCGAGGAAUUGUUGGGAGUUUCUCUUUCCAAGGAGCUUCAAUGCAGUGAUUGGUCUCAACGCCCCCUUACAGAGGAGCAAAAAAUUUAUUCUGCAAUUGAUGCCCACUGUCUACUUGAGAUAUUUUCUAUUUUCCAACUAAAGGUUGACAAAGAAGAGAACUUUGCAAGUGAUGUUGAUGUGCUUGGUUUACCUAGUUUAAGUCUUGGAUUGAAAGAAGUUCUUGAGAGGCCAACUGCUUGUGAGAGAAUAGUACGUAGUCGAGUUGGUGAGGCUUCAAGUAUCGUUGGAGCAACAACAGCUACUGAAUUUUUCAAAAGUGAAAUUUCCAUGGACACGGUUGUUUCUGACACAUUAAGCAGACAGACCAUACCCUUUGACAAGUCCCUUUCAAGAAUUGUUUCCAACUAUGGCAGUAAGAUUUUACUGAAUGAGACAGAUAGAAAACCUAAAACCUCUAAAAAGAAGGGGAAAAAACAGCCUAAAUCAAGUUUAAAUGGAAAACACAGAGGUGCUGAUGACGAUUGGCAAGGCCCUCCACCAUGGGAGUCACUAAAUGGGGGUGAUGGAUACCCAAAGUUUCUUUGUGAUGUGAUGAUUGAAGGAUUGGCAAAACAUUUACGUUGUGUAGGAAUUGAUGCCGCAACUCCCUACUCAAAGAAGCCUGAGAGCAGGGAGCUAAUAGAGCAGGCACAGAAGGAGAAAAGGGUGAUCUUGACUCGGGAUGCCAAAUUGUUGAGGCAUGACUAUUUGUUAGAAAAUCAAAUAUACAGAGUGAAGAGCCUUCUCAAGAAUGAACAGCUACUUGAGGUUAUUCAAACAUUCCAGCUAAAGAUUUCAGAGGAUCGGCUAAUGUCAAGAUGCACGAAAUGCAAUGGCAGAUUUAUCCAAAAACCGUUGUCAACAGAAGAAGCUGUCGAAGCUGCCAAAGGUUUUCAGAAGAUACCUAAUUGUUUGUUCAACAAGAAUUUAGAAUUCUGGCAAUGCAUGGACUGCAAUCAGCUAUAUUGGGAGGGAACACAGUAUCAUAAUGCAGUCCAGAAAUUCGUCAACAUCUGUAGCUUGAAUGAAUAAUCCACUGCCUCCUCUCAUUCUUCGAGUGAAGCUGGCAUUGCCUAUCAAAACUGACUGUAUUUUUGGGAGUCAAAUUCUUGAAGCUUAUGUCUUCUUGUGUUCAUAUGCUCUGUUGGCUGUCUAUGCAGCGUUGUAGAAAAAUCAAAUGUUCUGCAAAAAGUUAGAUAUUCCGGUUGAGGGUAUGAUCUUUCUACCUAGUUCUGCAUUGACAAUGUGACACCUUUUACUUAGUUGAGGCAUUUGUGAAUUACGGCCCCAUAAGUGUAUAAUAGUUUAAUACUUAUGUACGAAUGUUGAUGACCCUAUGUGGGUGGCAUGAUUUUGAGAUUAUCUUUGUCACCUUCAAAAUUCUUUUGUUCCGUAGAACUAAAUGUGCUUAUGUCUUAUGAGCCUAUUUUAUAAUGUUAUAAGUUGUGACGAAUAGAAAAACUAUUGGUGAAGUCUUUUACAUGUGUUUCAGUUGGAUAUGUUCCAUUCUUUUGUUGCUUCUAUAGCCUAUAGGUACUUGGACUACUUCCAGGUUACUAGGUUAGUGAAAAAAUAUAUUCGUCAUUUCGUCUGUAAAAUAAUAAUUGUGCACAUGACAAUAUACUUGGAGUGGAUGUUUAAGUGAA
This is a messenger RNA of Chenopodium quinoa (quinoa), 2268 nucleotides long. RefSeq lists its product as uncharacterized. Lineage: Eukaryota; Viridiplantae; Streptophyta; Magnoliopsida; Caryophyllales; Amaranthaceae. Gene Ontology annotation, biological process: nucleobase-containing compound metabolic process. The transcript has 8 exons. The record is from RefSeq and is a predicted model, not a curated record. Bases 38 to 1654 code for a protein of 538 amino acids. Gene Ontology annotation, molecular function: 3'-5' exonuclease activity; nucleic acid binding.